Messenger RNA from Candida tropicalis MYA-3404, 768 nucleotides. Its product is annotated as 21S rRNA (uridine2791-2'-O) methyltransferase. Gene Ontology annotation, molecular function: rRNA (uridine-2'-O-ribose)-methyltransferase activity. Gene Ontology annotation, cellular component: mitochondrion. Gene Ontology annotation, biological process: RNA methylation. NCBI's taxonomy places the organism in Eukaryota, Fungi, Ascomycota, Pichiomycetes, Serinales, Debaryomycetaceae. Bases 1 to 768 code for a protein of 255 amino acids. The transcript has a single exon. The record is from RefSeq and is a predicted model, not a curated record.
AUGAUACUAUUCAAACUACCACAUCAUAUAACCGCUCCCAUUCACUUCAAACGUUUCAAAUCCGACAAGAGUCUCAAAAAUUACGUGAAUCGAGUCCAAGGUGAUAGUUUUGUCAGUCAAAGAAAAACCAGUCUUUAUAAAUCCCGAGCUGCUUUCAAACUCGAAGAAAUCGAUGAUAAACUACAUAUAUUCAAAAAUGGAACAAGAAAUAUAGUAGAUUUAGGAUUUGCCCCAGGAGCAUGGACUCAAGUUGCUGUUAAUCGACUAGAAUCCAAAAAUUUACCAUACAAUAUUUUGGGAGUAGAUAUUAAUCCUGCCAGUCCCGUUAGAGGAUGCCAUUAUAUUCAAGGUGAUGUAACUAAGAAAUCAACCCAAACAAAAAUUCUAGAGUUUUUCAAAAGAUGUGAUGUAUUAGACAAAAUCACAUUUGAAGAAGACGAGUAUAAACAUAUUGAUCUUGUUAUGUCUGAUAUGAUGGUUAAUACUACUGGAUCAUCGGUUAAUGAUCAUUACGGCAGUAUCUAUUUAUGUAACGCUGCUUUGCAUUUAGCUUUUCACCAAUUAAAACCAGGGAAGGAUUUUGUGGUUAAAAUUUUCAAUGGAUCAGAGUUGGAUCUGUUUCAAGCAAGAUUGAAGUUGAUGUUUGCACAAGUUCACGCGGUUAAACCUAGAGCUAGUAAAGAUGUACUGAGUGAAUUAUAUCUAGUAGGCAGAAAGAAGUACGAUAUGAAAGAAAAAGGGAUUACCAUUGAACAGUUAUUUGGAUGA